This is a messenger RNA of Aplysia californica (California sea hare), 3529 nucleotides long. Its product is annotated as solute carrier family 12 member 4. Gene Ontology annotation, cellular component: membrane. Bases 153 to 3446 code for a protein of 1097 amino acids. The transcript has 27 exons. Gene Ontology annotation, molecular function: potassium:chloride symporter activity. Gene Ontology annotation, biological process: cell volume homeostasis; potassium ion import across plasma membrane; potassium ion homeostasis. Lineage: Eukaryota; Metazoa; Mollusca; Gastropoda; Aplysiida; Aplysiidae. The record is from RefSeq and is a predicted model, not a curated record.
UUGCUAGCGGCUAGCCAAUAGCCAUGGUCGACGGCUUAAGAGCUACUUUCAACAUUAGAAUUGUAUUUUAACAGUUGACAGGCCUUGAAUUUUCGACUAGACGAGGUAAACUGGUCAUCCUGGAGGGUGAAUACACAUAGAUCUAGGGCAAUAUGACAAAAUCCAAGUCACAGCAUGAUAGCAAGAUUAAGAAGACAUCUUCAUGGCACUCAGGGGACUUGAAAAAGACUGCUUCACUAGAAGACCAGUUCUUCUCUGAGAGAGCUGUCACUCAUCAUUCGCCAGCUAUGGGCCGCUUCACCGUUACCAGAGUUCCAGAGGUUGGAGUAAAUCUUACAAGAAAUGCUGAUGUUCGCAGCGGCACUGACCAGUCAGAUCAGGGCUCCCGUGUCAUGCCGAUCAGCAUAUUUGAUGAGCCGACAGUGCAAAGGAAGACACGAAGCACCCCGGAAGGUACUCACCAGCUGAGCUUUGAUGGGUCUUAUGAUACUCAUACUCUCACCCUAUAUGAGGAUGAUUUGCAGGAAGGAGACACGGUUCUGAGGGUUGUCAAAAAAACUGUUGAUUCUAGUUCAGACUCGGGGAAUGCACAAAAAGCAAACCUUGGUACAUUUUUUGGUGUCUUCCUCCCCUGUUGCCAAAACAUUGUUGGAGUGAUCUAUUUUCUACGCUUCCCCUGGAUUGUCGGCUGUGGAGGCAUAAUGGAGGCCUUUAUCAUUGUAUUUAUUUGUAAUAUGAUGAGUGUGACAACUGCUUUGUCCAUGAGCGCCAUUGCCACCAAUGGGCGGGUCACUGCUGGUGGCACCUACUUCAUGAUCUCAAGGUCUCUGGGUCCUUCUUUCGGUGGUUCUGUGGGUCUGCUGUUCUUCCUAGGAACAUCCAUAUCUGUGGCCAUGUAUUAUGUUGGCACAAUUGAAGUAUUGUUGACUUACAUUGCCCCUGAAAUGGCCGUGUUCAAGUCCACUGGAGACAAUCCGCACGCUGAAGCCAAUAACUGUCGUUUGUAUGGCACUGCUCUGUUGCUGGUCAUGUCCAUAGUUGUCUUCAUUGGGGUUAAGUGUGUUUCUCGCUUUGCACUCUUUGCCAUUGUGUUCCUGGUAGCUGCGCUGCUGAGUGUCUUCGUUGGGCUGGGUAUGGCAGCAGCUGGGGCUGGUGAAACGUUCUGGGUUUGCGCCUUAGGCGAGCGGCUUGUGCGCUACAGUCUUGUACAUAACAACGGCUCGUGGGAGUGCCACAAACAGCCAUCAGGCCCCCUGUACUCUGCGUACUGUCACAAACACAAUGACUCUAUGGUGUGUGAUGACUACUUUGAGAAGAACGAGGCCAAACUCAUUCCCGCUAUUCCUGGUUUCAGUAUGAGGCUGCUUGAAGCUUCAUUCUACAAUUUUUAUACAAAAGCUGGCAACAUUCCUGGGACUGAUGUCAAGGCCAAUCCCUCAAGAGACAUUGUCACAGAUAUAACUACUUCAUUUGUGUUUCUUUUUAGUAUAUAUUUCCCGUCCAUUACAGGUGUGGAAUCAGGUUCUAACUAUUCGGGAGAUUUAAGAGAUGCUCAGAAGUCCAUCCCGAGAGGUACACUCACUGCGGUGGCUGUCACGUCCACUAUAUAUCUGUCUUCUGUUGUUUUGAUGGGAUCCUCUGUUGAAGGCAGUGUGCUGAGAGAUAAAUUUGGUGACAGCAUUGGUAUUAGUGGUGAUCUGCUUCUGUCUAUAAUGGCCUGGCCAACAAAGUGGGUGGUUUUGACCGGUGCAUUGACAGCCACAGUGGGUGCCGGCAUGCAGGCUCUGGCUGGCGCCCCGCGACUCCUACAAGCCAUUGGUGAGGACCAGAUCCUCCCUGCCUUGGGUUUCUUCUCUGUCAAAUGGCAUGGAGAGCCUAUCCGUGGCCUGUUUAUGACGUACCUCAUUGCUGAGCUUGGCAUUCUCAUCGCUUUCCUGGACUACGUCGCCCCUAUUGUCACCAUGUUUUUUCUCAUGUGUUAUGGGUUCAUCAACUUUGCGGUGACUCUCCAGUCGCUGGUGGACACCCCUCACUGGCGACCGAGCUACCGCUGCUACCACUGGACCAUCACACUGCUCGGCACGGCUCUCUGCGUCACGACCAUGUUUGUCUGCGACUGGAUUUACGCCCUCGUCGCCAUUGUGCUGGCUUUUUUGCUCUAUGAGUACAUCGAGUACAAGGGGGCUGAGAAGGAAUGGGGUGAUGGCUGCACAGGCUUGUCCAUGUCAGCGGCUAUCUUUGCUCUCAACAAGUUGAACAAAGAAUUCCAUCACACGAAAAACUGGAGGCCUCAGAUCCUUGUGUUGCUUAAGAUGGCAGAUGUAGGUGACGAUCUGACUCAGUUCUCUGUUGAUGAUUCUCGUCUUGUUAUGCUGUCAAGCAUGCUAAAAGAAGGUCGAGGCCUCACUAUGUAUGGCACCGUGAUAAAAGGCAAGCUGAGUGAGAUGUCAAAAGAGCAGGAGGAGCUGAGGACGAGAAUAAGUGAAUGCUUGAGCAAUUCUGGAGUGAAAGGUUUUGUAGAGGUAGUGAUCAACCCUUCUGUCACCGAUGGUAUGAGCUGUAUGAUUCAGUCGGCUGGACUGGGAGCGUUGAGACCAAACACCAUCAUCCUUGGGUGGCCACACGACUGGAUAGAGAAGAGGAGCCUGACCUCUUAUCAGAUUUUUCUUGAAACCAUGCGCAAUGUAGCGCUGACAAAAAAUGCGACCAUCAUUCUGAAGGCGUGUAGUUUCCCCAGUCAUCUUGCUCGCAUGUCUGGAACUAUUGAUGUGUGGUGGGUCGUCAAUGAUGGAGGGAUGCUUCUUCUCCUCGCCCACUUGCUGCGACGUAGCAAAACUUGGGGGAAAUGCAAGCUGCGCCUUUUCUCUGUGGCCCAGGAGGAAGACAAUACCGUUCAAAUCAAAAAGGACCUGAAGACGUACCUGUACGAGCUGCGGGUGGAGGGCACAGUGGAAGUGGUUGAGAUGGCAGCUGAUGACAUGUCGGCGUACGUCUAUGAGAGGACUCUGAAGAUGGAGCAGAGGACUCGAAUGUUACAAAGCUUGAUAAGGAAAAAAACGAGUAUUGUGCCAGUACCAUUGGGCUCACAGAGAAAGAUUUUGGAAAAAAAAGAAGUGCAGUCUGUUCUUGAAAAUGCUCGCAGUGCUUUUGACUUUGGUAAGCGCAAGGAAGAUUUCUCAUCACAAACUGAUAUGAUCAGCUCCCCACAGAAAGCACCUCCCAGCUCAGAGAACUUGAGGCACAUGAACACAGCCAUUGGGCUGAACAAGUUGAUCAAGGAGAGGUCCAGUCAGGCAGAUCUGGUGAUCCUCAACCUGCCAUGUGUGCCUGAGAGCUCCAAAGGACAGGCCAAUUACAUGUCUUUUCUAGAAGUCCUCACUGAAAGCAUAGAGCGCAUUCUGCUGGUGCGAGGCACAGGAAAUGAGGUCAUCACUGCCUUCAACUAACGAUGUGAUCCCUCCAGGGCAGUGCCUCUGACUGUAGUGUCUUUAGGUCAUUCCCAAAUAGGGGACAUUUCUCGUUCAAGCAC